This is a messenger RNA of Aspergillus pseudonomiae, 1053 nucleotides long. RefSeq names its product nuclear cap-binding protein subunit CBC2. Gene Ontology annotation, biological process: mRNA cis splicing, via spliceosome. The coding region runs from base 123 to 656 and encodes 177 amino acids. The transcript has 5 exons. Gene Ontology annotation, cellular component: nuclear cap binding complex. Lineage: Eukaryota; Fungi; Ascomycota; Eurotiomycetes; Eurotiales; Aspergillaceae. Gene Ontology annotation, molecular function: RNA cap binding. The record is from RefSeq and is a predicted model, not a curated record.
CUCCAACAACCUCCUGCGCUCAAGUUGCUCCUUCAUUGUCUUCAGUUGUUCUUCUUCUUUGCCUAUCCUAAUCGUAACUCUUACCCGAUUGUCAUCGAAUUACUAUCGUUUUUUCCUCCACAAUGACCGUAUCACCACGCAACACCGUUGAUAGACUCGAUCGGCCAAGCGCCUACUACCUGGGAAAGAACAAGAAGCGCAAGUACAGCCAAGAUGAACCGGAAAAGGUUCCAGAAGACCCAUCGGACAACUUGAAAAAUGCCACCACACUUUAUGUUGGUAAUCUUUCUUUCUACACAACAGAGGAACAGAUCCAUGAACUCUUCUCCAAAUGCGGAGAGGUUAAACGACUUGUGAUGGGGCUCGACCGAUAUACGAAGACCCCCUGUGGCUUCUGCUUCGUCGAGUAUUAUACACAUCAAGAUGCGUUGGAUUGCUUGAAAUACGUUGGCGGCACCAAGCUCGAUGAGAGGAUUAUCCGGACGGACCUUGACCCUGGUUUCGAAGAAGGGAGACAAUACGGUCGCGGUAAAUCUGGUGGCCAGGUUCGCGAUGAAUACCGAGAAGAGUACGACCCAGGACGUGGCGGUUAUGGGCGGGCUUAUGCAGAUGAUCAGAGACAACGGGAAGAAGAAGAAUACGGUAAGGGUAGGUAAUCUUGAUGGGUUUUGUCUGGUUGGCGCAUGUACGGCGUUUGCAUGCAUUAUAUCUCUUUGAUUUAGUAGAAGGAACGGCAGCAACAAAAGAAUAUUUACACCCGAUACCCCAUCUAUCGACGGACCUUUCUAUACAAAAUCUUUCUAUAAUGCAAGGCAUUCAAUAGCGUUGCUCUGUCCCCUUCCUCUUUUUCACGGACUCCUCGACUUGGCGCAGCCACCAUGCAUGUAUCCGGGCGUCGCCAGUGAGCUCAGGAUGGAAGCUCGUCCCGAAAACAUUUCCCUGUUUGACAGCAAUGAUAUCUCCAGCUUCUUUGUCUGCGUCGAUGUUCCUCCCCUCACUAGCCAGUUUAGCGGCUCUGCCUGGAAGUGUGGCCAGCACUUCAACCUGCGUUGC